UGUUCCUCCUGUCUGCUUCACUUUUCCUCCGUGUAGAAGAAGUAGUUAGUCAGUUGCCCAGUCUCCCCGCUAGACCUCAGAAAGGUGUUCGCCCGGUCGCCGCGGUAAGUCUACCCUGAAGGCACCCGCCCUGUCCCCAGUCCCCUGACCAAACUUCCUCCCCGGUGUUUCCAGCCCGCUGUUUUCGGCCAUGGCGACGAGUGCGAAGCGAAAGCAGGAGGAGACUCAUUUGAAGAUGCUCCGGGAAAUGACUAGCCUGCCCGCGAAUAGGAAAUGCUUCGACUGCGACCAGCGCGGCCCGACCUAUGUCAACAUGACAGUGGGCUCCUUCGUCUGUACCACCUGCUCCGGGAUCCUGCGAGGACUGAACCCCCCACACAGAGUGAAGUCCAUCUCUAUGACCACAUUCACACAUCAGGAAAUUGAGUUCUUACAGAAACACAGCAAUGAGGUCUGUAAACACAUCUGGUUGGGCCUCUAUGACGACAGGACAUUAGUUGUUCCAGAUUUCCGAGAACCACAGAAAGUAAAAGAGUUCCUUCAGGAAAAAUAUGAAAAGAAAAGAUGGUAUGUUCCUCCAGACCAGGCCAGGGCAGUAGCAAGCGUCCAGGCCUCUGUGUCUGGCUCCUCAGCCAGCAGCACUGGCAGUACCCCAGAAGUCCAACCCCUCAAGACCCUGCAGCUCAACAAGACCCCACUGCGCCAGUCUCCAGCGCUAGGUCGUGCCCAGGCUCACAGCGCUGCUCAGGAGAAGAAAUUUGACUUGCUCUCUGAUCUGGGAGGGGACAUCUUUGCUGCUCCACCUUCUCAAACUUCCAACUCUGCCAACUUUGCCAAUUUUGCACAUUUUCCAAGCCAGUCGGCACCUCAGGGUAAUUCAGAUACCAACUUUGCCAACUUUGAGGCAUUUGGAAACACUGCAAUUCCAUCCCAUCCGAGCACGUCACCCCCCUCAAAGUCCUAUUCAUCAGGGGGAGGUGUGCCUAUACCAACUGUUUCAAGUGCCAUCCCCACCCAGUCCCACCCAGGGAGCAGAGAGGACCGCUAUGCUGCUCUGGCUGAGCUGGAUAACGAGCUCAGCUCCUCUGUUACCUCAGGCAGCAGUGUGCCAGGGAACUUAUAUGGACCCGUGCUUGGUUCAUCGCCAGCCCAGAAUCCACCUGUGUUACCCAGCAUGCAGCCUGGCUUUGGAGCCGUCCCAUCUACAAAUCCCUUCGUCGCUGCAGCUGUUGCCCCGGAGAUGGCCACCAACCCGUUCCAGACCAAUGGCAGAGCUCCAGCUGCAGCCUCCUUUGGUACUGGCUCUAUGAGCAUGCCUGCCGGCUUUGGGAAUGCGUCUUCCUACUGCCUCCCGACCAGUUUCAGCGGAAACUUCCAGCAGCAAUUCCCUGGCCAGGCUCCCAUCCCUUACUCUCAACCUGGGGCCUACCACCCUCAGUCUAAUGGCCCUGCAUUCCCAGUCUACGCUCAAAACAAGCCCUCCAUGACGCCUUUUGGGCAGCCCAUGGCUGGCCCGGGCAUGUCCAAUAACCCAUUCAUGGCGGGAGCUCCAGCCGGGUCAUUCCCUGCAGGUGGUUCAACCAACCCUUUCCUGUAGCACAACUCCCAGUCUUUGCCACUAGAGGCCAGCAUGCAGCACAUACCCAACGCACCGAUCCGUCAUGCAAUUAGUGGCAGUACAUUUUUUUAAAAAGACUUAAGUUUUUGUUUUUUCAUAAAAAAAGUUUACAACACUAUGAAGGAGUACAAAGGACUAAGUUGAAGACUAAGGGACUGUUAUGGGGGGGGGAAUGUACUGUUUGGACUAUAUACAAUGCAUUAUAUGCUUUUUAUUUUUUGUUUAUGACUGUAAGCUAUGUGCAUAUCAUCAUUUGUAAUCACAAUUAAGUACAUGUUAUGUAUAACAAGGACUGAGUUAACAAGGGUGAGUAUACACAUACCUUGUGGAAAAAAAAACCCACUUCAAACUUUCUACGUAGGUAAGGGUUAUAGACUUUAAGACUAUUAACAGGGUUCCAUCCAAAUUCAUGAUCUCUGGUUUGAAGCAACCAUGAUGAUGCAGGUAUUUCAUUUUCAAAAGGGAUUUCUUUUUCUUAUUUUAGUGUAAUUGCAACUAUACUAGCACCAUGGUGCAAAAUGUCUUUUAUUAACUUACAAGUUGCCUAUAAUCCAAAGCAACCAGCCAACCAACCAAUGUCUUUUUUUAAAUUAGAGUAACAAAGGGCCAGGGAUUUGGUUUGAAACCAUGGACUCCUUGAAUAUGAAACCAACAUAGACUUCAGAUGUUUUAGCCCACUGGGUAAAGACACAAGCACGUCUGCUAGAGCACAAGAGGGAUAAGAUGCAAGAAAUGCAGGCUGUAAGAUGAGUGUUUCUAUGUCUGGUCACACUACCUAAUAUAUAAAUACUGGUAAAAAUGUUAAAUAUACUCCGCUUUCUAAUAUUCACUAUAUUUUAUGAAUAUGGAAAAGACGACAGGAAAGGCUCUUAAGAGAGCCUCAGGCUUGUGGGUGUGACCCAAAUUGGGUUGCAUCAAAACAAGUGAAAUGGUUAUUCACAUGGUUGCAGGUGACUUUGACAGGGAAUGACAGGUUUACCAGACCCCGUCGAGACAAAACAAAUGUACUACAUUUUAAAACAAAAAUAUUUAUGAAAUGUUAGUUAUGUUGUAUUCACUACACUCCCUGACAUCUGUCUUCUCCUUUGCCUCCAGAUUUAAAAGCUAAUAGAGUGAAAUAUUGAUCUCUCUUCAGUUUGCUUUACAAUUAAGGCAAGGGAAAAGAACAGAUUAAUUUGGGGAUUAUUACAUUACUGGAUCAGCCUGGGGACUCUGGUGAACUAGUGUCUCAAUUGUGCCACCAAUAACUAACAAUGAAUUUGACAGUGUGUUUCUUGUCUUUACAAGAAUAGGUAAGUAAAUGUGUACAUAUAUAAAUAUAUGUAUAAAUAAAUUAAAAGAUUUUUAACUACAUUUUUGAAGUUGUGCAACUAUAUGUUUUGAUUAAUCCAUCAGAGAGUUGAAUAAAUAAACUCAGCUAAAACUAAUUGGAGAUGAAUACAACAGUCAUGCAAUUAAUGCUACUUUUGUGAAGGUUUUAAUGAUAAUUUUUAUCUUAAAAGCCCAUAGAUGAUUAUUAGACAUUACGUCUCAGCAUAUACAAACUAAGCCUUGAAAAUAAGCACAAGGCACUAUAGUACGAAGUAAGUACUAUAGUUUUAAUGGAGGUAGAAUUUGUUGUAGGGCUGUUAAACUUUAAGUAUGAGCCAAUGUACAAGUACAUUCAAAUUGUAUGUGUAUCAUUUUAAAUAAGACGCAUGCCCUUUCACCUUUUGUGUUACAAACAGUUUUAUGUACAUAUUUUGUUUAAAAAAAAAAAACUUGUUUCGCAUUCAUAUACACAUACAAACCUACCUACACAUGUACAAGCGUACAGAACUCGAACAAAC
Molecule: messenger RNA, 3447 nt
Organism: Centropristis striata (black sea bass)
Lineage: Eukaryota; Metazoa; Chordata; Actinopteri; Perciformes; Serranidae
Gene: agfg1b
Product: ArfGAP with FG repeats 1b
Exons: 12
Coding region: 191-1597 (468 amino acids)
Molecular function (GO): GTPase activator activity
Source: RefSeq, a predicted model, not a curated record